CCUUUGCAAGCCAGCUGCCCGGGCCGGGGAAGAUUGGCAAAACUCCUGAAUCCAGAAGAGAUGACAUCAAGAGAUUAUUAUUUUGAUUCGUACGCUCACUUUGGGAUUCAUGAGGAAAUGUUGAAGGAUGAGGUGCGCACAUUAACAUAUAGGAACUCCAUGUAUCACAAUAAACAUGUGUUUAAGGAUAAGAUUGUAUUGGAUGUUGGAAGUGGCACGGGGAUCCUCUCAAUGUUUGCAGCAAAGGCGGGAGCCAAGAAAGUGUACGGGAUUGAAUGUUCCAGUAUAUCUGACUACUCAGAAAAAAUCAUCAAGGCCAACCAUUUGGAUCACAUAAUCACAAUAUUUAAGGGCAAAGUAGAAGAAGUUGAGUUGCCCGUCAACAAAGUAGACAUCAUCAUCAGUGAAUGGAUGGGUUACUGCCUUUUCUAUGAGUCCAUGCUGAACACAGUUAUCUUUGCCCGAGACAAGUGGCUGAAACCUGGCGGGCUCAUGUUUCCAGACCGGGCUGCUUUGUAUGUAGUAGCAAUUGAAGACAGACAGUACAAGGACUUCAAAAUUCACUGGUGGGAGAAUGUGUACGGCUUUGACAUGACCUGCAUCAGGGAUGUUGCCAUGAAGGAGCCAUUGGUGGACAUUGUAGACCCAAAGCAAGUGGUGACCAAUGCCUGUUUAAUAAAGGAAGUGGAUAUUUAUACAGUGAAGCCAGAGGACCUGGCGUUUACUUCAGCAUUUUGUCUCCAGAUUCAGCGCAAUGACUACAUCCACGCCUUGGCUACGUACUUUAAUAUAGACUUUACAAAGUGCCACAAGACGACGGGAUUUUCUACAGCUCCAGACGCUCCUUACACCCACUGGAAGCAAACUGUGUUCUACUUGGAAGACUACCUAACUGUAAGAAGAGGGGAGGAAAUCUUCGGCACUCUGUCCAUGAAACAAAAUGCAAACAAUGUGUGCCAUCUCUUCGUGUCCCCCUAUUCUCCUCCCUCUGUCUUCCUUGUGUUUGUGAUUCUUCUGCUGGCAGUGUUUCCGGCUCUGCCACCACCACAAGGGCCUGGAAUCGAUCCUGAGUUCUAA
Euleptes europaea (tarantolino) is the source of this 1077-nucleotide messenger RNA. RefSeq names its product protein arginine methyltransferase 8 (gene PRMT8). Lineage: Eukaryota; Metazoa; Chordata; Lepidosauria; Squamata; Sphaerodactylidae. Gene Ontology annotation, biological process: peptidyl-arginine methylation. Gene Ontology annotation, cellular component: plasma membrane. The transcript is spliced from 9 exons. Gene Ontology annotation, molecular function: protein-arginine N-methyltransferase activity. The coding region runs from base 61 to 1077 and encodes 338 amino acids. The record is from RefSeq and is a predicted model, not a curated record.